ACACAAUUAUCCAUAAUUUAUAAUGCAAGCCUUUGCAAAGAUAUCGUAUGUACACUUUAUAGGGUAUAUAUACUGUACACAUGUUUAAACCAUGAACAUGAGGGAUUAGGAAAACACUCACUGCUGUAAUGACUUAGUCAUUCUUAAGGAAAUGUAUUCUUUAAAGUAUUUUGUGAGGCUAAGAGGCUGUGGGAAACACACACGCACACAAACAAAACACACACACACACACACGCACACUUGAGGGAUUUCUCAUAUUUGGCUGAGCUUUGUGCAACCAUUGGUCAGCCCCCUUCCUGUGAGUGUGUUUCCUGGGGCACGUUGUUUCAUGGCAGAACUCCCUCUGUAAGGAAGGAGAAUCUGUUGAAGACACAAACACAGAUACACACACAUACAGCCGGCUCUCGUCACUUGUUUUUGUUUCCUUGCUCCCCAGCUGGUGCGACCCUUCCCUCCCCUCUUUCUCUCUUUCUGUGGCUCUUCUCGGUCCAUUCCAGUUCUCUCCUCCCUGCGGUUGUGAGUGUGCUUUCUGGGUGAGCGAUGUGUUGUUCGGUGGGUUUCGCCAGGUCUCUGGGUCUGGCCCUGCUGCCUCUGGCCCUCUGCUGCAUCCUGGCCAACCUGCUGCUGCUGUUUCCCAUGGGAGAGAUCACCUACAUCCAGCAGGACCGUCUGGCCAGCUACAUCUGGUACUUUGGUGGACUUGGGGGAGGGGGAGCACUGAUGCUGGUUCCAGCUGUGGUCUUCAUCACUCUGGGGAAAUGUAACUGUUGUUGGAAUGAGAGCUUAAUGAUGUGCGGGUCAGUGUUGGCAGCUGUGGUCGGCCUGGUGGGGUCUGCUUACUGUUUCGUCAUGUCAGGAUUUGCCUUGGUGCAGGGUCCGCAGUGCUUCACUCCUUAUGGAUGGUCGUACCCCUUUGCAGACCAGGGGGGCAGGUAUCUCUUACAACCAGAGACGUGGUCACGGUGUCUUCAGCCGGUUCACAUCGUGGAGUGGAACGUGACCCUGCUGUGUGUGCUACUGGGCCUGGCUGUGCUUGAGUUCAUCAUCUGUCUCCUACAGCUGGGAAACGGUUUAGUCAACGCCGUCUGCCGGCCCUGUUGCUACAAGCAGGAGUAUAGUCUUAAUGCGUAGAUCAACGAGCACAUGCAUGUAGUUGUACCUGCAGAGACACACAUCAACAAUGCACACACUCAACAUGUAUGCAUGCACACACACACACACACACACACACAGGACAUUAACGGACACACGCAUAAGCGGAAGUCUGCACACACCUCAUUGCUCAGCACCGUGAGUGUGUGUGCAAGGACACACUUAGACACACCCACAGUACACAAGCAGUACCAUGGACAUCUGACAGCCACGUCAGUGUUAUCACUAUCUUUUCUAGCUUUGAAUUUGCCCUGUUAAAGCGGCAAAAAAUCACUAUGCAUUGAUUGAUGAUGAUGAUUAUGAUGAUGAUGAUGAUGAUUAUGAUGAUGAUGAUUAUGAUUAUGAUGAUGAGCUUUUCUGGUGCAGCAAGUCUCAACAUUUAAAAGGCAACAGGUUAUUAGUCCAUAAUAAUGUAGAUAUGUGUGUGAGUGUGUGUCCUGAAUACUCCAUGGAAACUAUUAUAAACUACAAUAAUAAAGACAAAGUAGAGCAUCCUUGAUAAUGAUAACGACAAUAAUAUUAUUAUUAAUAAUAAUAAGAGAUAUAUGGCAGAGUUUUCCCUAAAGUAACUAGCAGUGUGUGAACAUUUCAUGUGCCCUAUUUGCUUUUUUUAAAGAAGAAGAUAUAAAAAAAACUGUUUUUAGAUGUGACAAUUAUUCGCUUGAUGAAAUCUAUAUUCUUAAUUUCAAGGUUACUCACUUUCUUUCUUAUCAUUAUUGGCGGUAUACUUUCUGUAUCUUCAGAAACCCAACAACUACACUACCGCUGUUAUUGUUACAACAGAUGAUAUUACACUUCAAACCAAUGUUAUUAAACUAGUAUACUUAAGAUGGCACCUGCAUAUUGUUUGAUAAUGUUGGAAAGGACACAAGCUCUUGUGUCCUUAUUGAUGGUGUCCUUGCAAGGAGAGAUGCUCAUUUUCCAUUAUUAAGUUGAUUAUCUCGAUGCACCAGGAAGGAGUUGUUGUUGUUUCAACAUGUAUACACUGUUAGAUCACUUAAGGAUUACAAACAGAUUUUUGUGUUUGUUUGUACAUUUGUUUUCAUUCUCAGAGCAUUUUGUUGUAAAUUGUUUUCUUUAUGUCUAUUGGAAGCCAGAUCAGUGUAAACAGACUUUUUAUAUAUAUUUUAGUGACAUAUUUUUAUAUUGUUUGUAUGUGCCGCCUUUAAUAAAAAAUGACUUUCCA
Cyclopterus lumpus (lumpfish) is the source of this 2338-nucleotide messenger RNA. RefSeq names its product transmembrane 4 L six family member 18 (gene tm4sf1). The record is from RefSeq and is a predicted model, not a curated record. Lineage: Eukaryota; Metazoa; Chordata; Actinopteri; Perciformes; Cyclopteridae. Gene Ontology annotation, cellular component: membrane. The coding region runs from base 541 to 1131 and encodes 196 amino acids. The transcript has 4 exons.